CUGUGAUAAUAUCCCCGUGCAGCGCCGAGAGAGGAGUCACAGCUGAGUCUGCGGCUGGCUUCCCUGUGCAGGCGCUGCCGCCGACCGCCCGGGGCUGCACACGCCAGCGCGCGGCGCUUCUGCGCUUCGGCUGGGGUCCUGCUGUCGCGGACUGUAGCGCCCCGAGAAAGAGGGACGGGGAGAGACAGAGAGAAGGGACCGAGGAGGAGGCUUCCAUCACGUCAUUGCAGGAUGCUCUGGAAGCUUUCCCUGUCCUUGUUCCUGGUGGCCGCGCUGGUAAAGGCGGUGGACGCCAGGAAGAACCGGCCGGCGGGAGCCAUCCCCUCGCCCUACAAGGACGGCAGCAGCAACAACUCGGAGCGAUGGCAGCACCAAAUCAAGGAGGUGCUGGCCUCCAGCCAGGAGGCCCUGGUGGUCACGGAGCGCAAGUACCUUAAGAGUGACUGGUGCAAGACGCAGCCGCUGCGGCAGACGGUGAGCGAGGAAGGCUGCCGCAGCCGCACGGUCCUCAACCGCUUCUGCUACGGCCAGUGCAACUCCUUCUACAUCCCGCGCCACGUGAGGAAAGAGGAGGAGUCCUUCCAGUCCUGCGCCUUCUGCAAGCCCCAGCGUGUCACCUCGGUCCUCGUGGAGCUCGAGUGCCCUGGGCUGGACCCUCCCUUCCGACUCAAAAAAAUCCAGAAGGUGAAGCAGUGCCGGUGCAUGUCCGUGAACCUGAGCGACUCAGACAAGCACUGA
This is a messenger RNA of Pteronotus mesoamericanus, 738 nucleotides long. It is a transcript of the gene GREM2, whose product is annotated as gremlin 2, DAN family BMP antagonist. The record is from RefSeq and is a predicted model, not a curated record. The transcript is spliced from 2 exons. The coding region runs from base 232 to 738 and encodes 168 amino acids. Gene Ontology annotation, molecular function: receptor ligand activity; BMP binding. Gene Ontology annotation, biological process: animal organ morphogenesis. Lineage: Eukaryota; Metazoa; Chordata; Mammalia; Chiroptera; Mormoopidae.